Molecule: messenger RNA, 204 nt
Organism: Funneliformis mosseae
Lineage: Eukaryota; Fungi; Glomeromycota; Glomeromycetes; Glomerales; Glomeraceae
Source: the annotation of a GenBank genome assembly
AUGAAAUAUUUGCAUAAUAUUGGUGGACAUCUUGGCAAAAAAUUAUUAUUCUUAUUCAUUUUGAUAUGCAUUUAUAAAGUAGUAGGAGUAUCUUCAAUACAGUCGACACCUUCAGCUGUAAUUAAUGAAGUGUAUAAAAAUAUUUUUGGAACUGUAACAGAAUAUAAUAGGCAAGCUAUUAUAGGUUUGAUAAUAAACAAAUAG